Molecule: messenger RNA, 4948 nt
Organism: Anguilla anguilla (European eel)
Lineage: Eukaryota; Metazoa; Chordata; Actinopteri; Anguilliformes; Anguillidae
Gene: nt5c2b
Product: 5'-nucleotidase, cytosolic IIb
Exons: 18
Coding region: 387-2084 (565 amino acids)
Molecular function (GO): 5'-nucleotidase activity
Source: RefSeq, a predicted model, not a curated record
UGGUUUUGGUCUGUUGCGAGAUAGCUAACUCGGUAACUUGUUAGCCACUCAUUGAAACUGACAAUAUUGUUAAAAAAUUUUAAAAAAUUGUAGAUAAACGCAGCUAUAUUACUAGGGCAGCAGACUGAUUUCGAUACAGUACGGUACCUUCAGAAAAUGGUAAAACGGGAGUUAGCUAGCUAGCCUGCUUCACAAGCUAUCAAAAGAAAAUGAGCUGACUUGUUAUCUUCCAUAGCUAGGGAGCUGAAGUAAACCUGUCAGCUAGCGAGCUAUGUUAGCGAACUCGUCGUUCAUGUAAAGUUGAGGUGACGGGUACAUUUUCGGCUAUCAAAGGCGAUAUCAAAUAUGUUCUCUGUCCGGCUGAUUGAAUUUCAAAGGAUUUAAAGAUGACUACUUCAUGGAGCGACCGAUUGCAGAAUUACGCGGACCUCCCCGCCAACAUGGACGGACUGGCUAUGAAGAAAUACCGACGGGAAGCCUAUCACAGGGUGUUUGUCAACAGAAGUUUGGCCAUGGAGAAGAUUAAGUGCUUCGGCUUCGAUAUGGAUUACACGUUGGCGGUAUAUAAGUCCCCUGAGUAUGAAUCCCUGGGGUUUGAGCUGACAGUUGAGAGGCUGGUGUCCAUCGGCUAUCCUCAGGAGCUCCUCAACUUUGUCUACGACCCCGCCUUCCCCACCAGGGGCAUGGUGUUCGACACGCUGCAUGGAAACCUGCUGAAGGUGGAUGCUUAUGGGAACAUCCUGGUCUGUGUCCAUGGGUUUGAGUUUCUACGUGGGCCUGAAACCAGAGAGCUCUAUCCCAACAAGUUCAUCCAGCGAGACGACACUGAGCGCUUUUACAUCCUCAACACUCUCUUCAACCUGCCAGAGACCUACCUCUUUGCGUGCCUAGUCGACUUUUUCAGCAACUGUGAUCGAUAUGCAAGCUGUGAAACAGGGUUUAAGGAUGGAGACCUCUUCAUGUCCUUCAAGAGCAUGUUCCAGGACGUCCGAGACGCAGUGGACUGGGUCCACUUUAAGGGAACGUUAAAAGUGAAAACUGUAGAAAACCUGGAGAAGUACGUGGUGAAAGAUGGCAAACUGCCUCUCCUCCUCAGCAGAAUGAACGAAGUGGGCAAAGUGUUCCUGGCCACCAACAGUGACUACAAGUACACAGACAAAAUCAUGACAUACCUUUUUGAUUUUCCUCACGGGCCAAAGAUGGGCAUGGCUCAUCGGCCGUGGCAGUCCUACUUCGACCUCAUCCUGGUGGACGCGCGGAAGCCCAUGUUUUUUGGGGAGGGCACAGUGCUCAGGCAGGUGGACACGGCGACGGGGCGGCUGAAGAUCGGGACCUACACCGGACCCCUGCAGCACGGCAUCGUGUACUCUGGAGGCUCCUCAGACAUCGUGUGCGACCUGCUGGGGGCCAAGGGCAAGGACAUCCUGUACAUCGGGGACCACAUCUUCGGGGACAUCCUCAAGUCCAAGAAGAGGCAGGGCUGGAGGACCUUCCUGGUGAUCCCAGAGCUGGCCCAGGAGCUGCACGUGUGGACUGACAAGAGCUCCUUAUUCGAGGAAUUGCAAAGCCUGGACAUUUUCUUGGCAGAGCUGUACAAGCAUCUGGACAGCAGCAGCAACGAGAGGCCGGACAUCAGUGCGAUUCAGAGACGCGUUAAGAAAGUGACGCACGACAUGGACAUGUGCUACGGCAUGAUGGGAAGCCUGUUCCGCAGCGGCUCGCGCCAGACGCUCUUCGCCUCGCAGGUGAUGCGCUACGCGGACCUGUACGCCGCGUCCUUCAUCAACCUGCUGUACUACCCCUUCAGCUACCUGUUCCGCGCCGCGCACGUGCUGAUGCCCCACGAGUCGACGGUGGAGCACGCGCACGUGGACAUCAUCGACACCGAGUCGCCCUUGGCGACGCGAAACCGCCACGCGAUGGACUGCAAGGACUUCGACUGCAAGCGCAACCAGCUGACGCGCUCGGUCAGCGAGAUAAAGCCGCCCAACCUGUUCCCCCAGACCCCGCAGGAGAUCACGCACUGCCACGACGAGGACGACGACGAGGAGGAAGAGGAGGAGGAGGAGGAGGAGGAGGAGUAGAAACAGUAAGCUUUGAGCACAAGGAGUGACCGUUUGUAGUGCUUCCUGAUAGGAACCCCAUUGUAGAGGGAGGGAGUGUAGAGAAAGGCAUUUAGACAUAUUGGUUACACUUUAUAUAUGGAAAUUUAAGUACUUAUUUUUCAUUUUACUGUUUGUAAAUGUAUAUAACAGAUUAGGCCCCCUCAUUUUAGAUUGUUUUAUUUUUAUGCAAUACAGUUAAUUUUGUGAUACUAUGAUUAGUUUUCCGGGGGGUCGGACAGGAGUGGGUGAGGGUUUUUGACCAAACUCAAGCGGUCGCUUUAGCUGACAUGGGUAACCCUAUGAUUAAUGGUUGUCCUGUCAAAGAAAAGACAAAAAAAAAAAAAAAAAAAAACACUUCUGGUUUUUCUUUUUUUCUUUACCUGCAAACAGGUAGUAGAAACUCCAGUUUUCCUUUUGUGUUUACACUCUAAACCAUGAUGUAUGCAAAACAGUGUGAAGCAACGUGAACUUGAAGGCCGAGAGUUCUCACAACGGUAGACUCUACCGUACGCUCAUGGAUUCGUGGCUAUGUACGUUCUGCAGAACGGAACCGCCCGGUCUUACGGUCCUGUGCUGAUGUAGCUCGUGCAUUUCCAUCGAUCAUGGUCCAGUUUUAAUUUGUUUUUUUGUUUUUUUUGAUUGACAUUUUGAGAUAGCUGACUGUCUCGCUACUGUGCUGCAAAGCCUCUGCUUAAACGAAAAGUCCUGCCUUGGGUGUGACGGCUUUGCCCAGCCCCACCGUGUUAAAGUACAGCAUACGUGCGUUUCAGCUGCGCAAAGCACAAACAUUAUCGUUCGUAGGUUUCCUAGCGAAGAUAUAUACCAAUAUAGCAUUUUUACUCUAACAAUAACAAAAACACAGAAACAAAAAAAAAAACAGCACAUAGUUUAGAUUUUUAGACUUUGGCUGCAGUGUGCAUCGUUGGUAGAAAGCACAGGCUGCCCUCUGCUGUACAGUUAUGGUACUGCAUCCUGUGAUGCUAGCAUGCUAGCAUUUACUGAGCCGCCUGCUCCAACUCAGUAAACAUGGCUGCCGCCCGCUGCUGCUCUGUCGUCUCACUUUCGCUGAACACGCAGGCGUUUGGGUAUCCUCAACGUCGCUGAGCGUCAUUCAGAGACUUCAGUCACGCAGCUCGUGUGCUCUCCGUUCGCUGCUCUUUCUACGAGUUUGAGUUUGAGUUUGAAUGAUUGUAACUAUGGAAACUCUGUAUUGUUGUUAUUAUUGUUAUUAUUUUUAUUUUUAUUUUUUUACCUGAAGUGUAACGUUGCAGCUGAUUUUUUGCAAGGCGAUGACAGCUUAACGCAACUUGGGUGAGCUCGCCGUCCUCGCGUCGCCGUGGGAACGUAGCGUAACUGUGACUGAAUGACUCUGUCUGUACAUAGACUCUGGGGACCCCCCCCCCCCCCCCCCCCUGCUGGGAGAAGGCCAUCCUUGGAGGGCCUGUAGAUACAGCCUGAAUUGGCCCGUUUGAGCUCCCCCCCCGCCCCCCCCCCCCCCCCCCCCCCUUCCGUUCUCUCAGACCACAGAGGGGCCUUCCUGCACGAGUGAAACUUUGGCCUCUUGACCCCCCCCUGGAAUGCGGCAGGGUGAAGGAGGGACUGCCUCUGUGAGCUGCUCAGGCGAGCUCGUCACCGUCGUGUUUGAAAUAUGCACACUGUUCUUUUUUUUAAUACCCCCCCCCCAACGCAUUGCCGAGCGUUGUGCUGAAUGACAUACUAACCUCAGUCUUCUAACUGAUGCAGUGUUGUGACAGUGCGUAGGAUGGGAAUGAGAUCAGGCUUCAGAAAUGAAACUGUUUUUUUUUUUUUCGUUUUUUCUAAAGGGAAACAGGAUGUAUGUGGAGUGAGUUCACAAACGGACAAAUCGCUUCACAGCUCCUGUGCUUUUUGUCAGCCCCCCCCCCCCCCGCCACACAGCGAGCAUGAUAAGUACACAAGUGUUCAUCUUGGACAGAGUAACCGAAUGUAUGAAGACAAGGGGGUAGGCCCUGUUUUUGAAGCUAUGCUGGUUACAUCACGUUAGUUCCAAGUCUUAUUUACAGGACAAGAGAAGUGGAAUUUAAGACUCAGCUCUUAAAGUCAUUAUUUUUUACCUUUGCCUUUUCAAGAAGGGCAGUAUGGGAGUCCUGCCUGUUUGUGAAGCCACAAAGCAUGCAAAGCUGUCCAUUUCACACUGGAUUGUGAAGGUUAGCUGGUUCAGAGAGAGAGAGAGAGAGAGAGACGAGUGGAACUCAUUCUGAAAAACGUGUUUCCAAGCGGGGAAGCCUUGAGAUCUGAGGACAUUCUACUCUCUUAACAGCAAUAGCAAAUCAAGCAGGCAGAAAAGCUGGGAUCUCAUCAACUGGAGCAGGAAAGUCGAGGAAUGGAUCCCUGCAUUUAGCAAUGCAACUUCCCGUUGUGGUUUCCUCCUAUGUUAUAUGGCUAAAUCCAGCUGUAUAUAAACUUUCCUGACUUCAAUGUCAUGUUUUUUUUGUUUUUUUGAACUCCCAUACAUUUCUGUUCCCAUAAUAUUUUAAACUGUAGCACUAACGGUUUCAGAGUUCAUGCAGAGGAAAUAAACUGAAGUAAACUGUCCCUGUCAUACAGGUAAAUGUAAAACGGUUUUAGAAAAUGGCGUGUUACACACACACAUUUCCCUAAACGAAGACCGUAGGGUGCCAAAGCCUUUAUCAUGCAUUGGUUUAAAAAAAUAUAUAUAUAUUUUACAAAAUAGUUUUGUGCAUGUUAUACAGUAGCUCUUACGUUUUUAAAGGACCUGUUAGUUUUGUUUCCUAAAAGAGUAUAAUUAAAAGUGUACAUUUAGGAUGUGUCAUUUUAAUGUAAAAUAAAGCUUAUAACUUACA